AUGUCAAGUGCGACGAGGCAUUUUGUGCGCGUCUCCAGCAAACUACUGGAUUUCCAUGAUCCAGAGAUUCAUUUUGCCACAACAGUUCCGCACAUGGCGCUUCGAAAUCUGGGGUUGAUGAAAGCGUUGCUAGGUCUUUCGGCACGGCAUCUCUCGUUGGGACCGGCAACGACUGAACUGGAUGGCCGAGAAUAUAUAAUUGACCGCAAUCUUGCAGUUCAAUACUACUUGGAUGCCCUAGAUUAUCUGAACACAGCAUCCUAUCCGCACAGCUUGGAUUUGGUCGCAACGGCCAUCCUCAUCAGCACGUACGAAAUGAUCGACGGGUCGAAUCGAAAUUGGGAACGACAUCUCAAAGCAGUCUACUGGAUGCAACAAUCCCAAGCCAAUGACGGAGAGUCUGGAGGGCUGCGUUCGGCGAUUUGGUGGGCCUGGCUGCAACAGGAUAUCUGGGUCGCCAUGCAGGAACGGCGUCGAGUGUUGAAUGUCUGGAAUCCCACAAAGCCGGUGUCCACGCUGAAGCCACCGGAGCUCGCAAGGCGCGCCAUAUACCUGCUUUCGCAGUGUGUCAACUAUGCAUCGAAAGAAGAAGAACAGUCAGACUUAACGAGCCGUCUGGACAAGGGUGGCGAGCUUCUCUUCCUACUCCAGCAAUGGCAUGACAACCUGCCGCCGGAAUAUCGACCUCUCACUUGUUGUUCAUCUGAUGAUGCGGUAUUUCCACCAAUUUGGGUGAAUCCACCAUCGUAUGCUGCGGCUCUUCAGAUGCACAGCCUCGCCAUGAUUCUCGUCAUCGUACAUCGUCCCUCCGCUGGUGGGAUUGAGAACUAUCGGGCGGCACAGCAGAUGCUGGCCGGUGCCCUGGGUACGAUUUGUGGAAUUGCAAGGUCCGUCGAUGAAGACGAUGAUGCAGCGAACAUGAUCUCCUUGCACUGCUUGUUUCGCGCGGGGAUUUGCGUACAGACACUACGGGAAAGACUUGUUCUUUUGGACCUGCUGGAUUUGUGUCAACAGAGGCUCCACUGGCCGCUGAUCUCGCUCCGAAAGGAGCUUGAGCUGGAGUACGCAAAGGAUACUUUCAGUGGACCAAGUACGUGA
Molecule: messenger RNA, 1098 nt
Organism: Aspergillus wentii DTO 134E9
Lineage: Eukaryota; Fungi; Ascomycota; Eurotiomycetes; Eurotiales; Aspergillaceae
Exons: 3
Coding region: 1-1098 (365 amino acids)
Biological process (GO): positive regulation of transcription by RNA polymerase II
Cellular component (GO): nucleus
Molecular function (GO): DNA-binding transcription factor activity; transcription cis-regulatory region binding
Source: RefSeq, a predicted model, not a curated record